Messenger RNA from Schizophyllum commune H4-8, 243 nucleotides. RefSeq lists its product as uncharacterized. The record is from RefSeq and is a predicted model, not a curated record. Lineage: Eukaryota; Fungi; Basidiomycota; Agaricomycetes; Agaricales; Schizophyllaceae. The transcript has 2 exons. Bases 1 to 243 code for a protein of 80 amino acids.
AUGGGAAUCUACGUCGGACCAAUGCGCUCGCACAACUCUGCGCGCGUCACCCCGUGUCAUCCAUACUUAGCAUUCAAAGAGGGAGGAGGAGAUGGCUACCUGGCCAGAUCGAGACGCCGUCAGGGCUUGGCCCUACCCAAGGAUUUUCCCCAAGACGAUUCCAAUCCCCGAGACGACGCAGCGAUGAACAGUCAACUCGGACGCCUCAAUGCUCUCCCAUCGAUCCCUCACCUGCUUAGCUGA